Cynocephalus volans (Philippine flying lemur) is the source of this 1248-nucleotide messenger RNA. Its product is annotated as protein NYNRIN-like. Gene Ontology annotation, molecular function: nucleic acid binding. The transcript has 3 exons. Gene Ontology annotation, biological process: DNA integration. Bases 1 to 990 code for a protein of 329 amino acids. The record is from RefSeq and is a predicted model, not a curated record. NCBI's taxonomy places the organism in Eukaryota, Metazoa, Chordata, Mammalia, Dermoptera, Cynocephalidae.
AUGACUAAUGCGACUACCACCUACCGAGAGACCGGAAAAAGACAACGGGGAGAUCGACCCGGCGUAUACUGGGAAGUAGACUUUACAGAGGUAAAGCCUGGCCGGUAUGGGAACAGGUAUCUGCUAGUAUUUGUAGAUACUUUCUCUGGAUGGGUAGAAGCUUUCCCUACCAAAACUGAAACGGCCCUGACUGUAUGUAAAAAGAUACUAGAAGAAAUCCUGCCCCGUUUCGGGAUCCCUAAGGUGAUCGGGUCAGAUAAUGGCCCAGCCUUUGUUGCUCAGGUAAGCCAGGGACUGGCCACACAACUGGGAAUAAAUUGGAAAUUACAUUGUGCGUAUAGGCCCCAGAGCUCAGGUCAAGUAGAGAGAAUGAAUAGAACCAUCAAAGAGACCUUAACUAAAUUGGCCUUAGAGACCGGUGGAAAAGACUGGGUGGCCCUCCUUCCCUUAGCGCUGUUCAGAGCCAGGAAUACCCCUGGCCAGCUUGGUCUGACCCCUUAUGAAAUCCUCCACGGGGGACCCCCCCCCAUACUUGAGUUGGGAGGAACACUGGGUCCCGAUGAUAACUUUCUUCCUGUCUUAUUUACUCACUUAAAGGCUUUAGAAGUUGUAAAAACCCAGAUCUGGGACCAGAUCAAGGAGGUAUACGAGCCAGGUGCCGUGGCCAUCCCUCAUCCGUUCCAGGUCGGAGACCAAGUGCUGGUCAGACGCCAUCGACCCAGCAACCUUGAGCCUCGGUGGAAAGGCCCGUAUCUGGUAUUGCUGACCACCCCGACCGCAGUAAAAGUUGAUGGCAUUGCAGCCUGGGUACAUGCUUCUCACCUCAAGCCUGCGCCACCCUCCGUACCAGAUGAAUCCUGGGAGCUGGAGAGGACUGAUAAUCCUCUUAAGUUGCGCAUUCGGCGGCGGCGGAGCAAGCCUACCAAGUGCAAGCUUCUUCAUGUGACACCUGAACUCCUGCAGCCAUCUUGUCACCGUGUGGAGAGCUAGUCUGCAACAAAAGCCCACAACACAAGGAAGACUGAGCAGAGAAUUACAGCUUGAACCCUGACCAUUCUGGGCCUGAGCCAUUCUAUCUCUGGACUUCUCGGAGUAUUGUCAACACAGAAGCAGAAGGAAUGACAGUAACAAACGAGAGGGGUUGGUGAAAAUUCUCUAGCAAGCAAGAGCCGAUGAAAGGAAGUUUACUCCCCCUGAUUAUUAACAAGGUGUGUAAAAUGCCACUGCUUCUUUACAUGAGUGUGUUGA